This is a messenger RNA of Symbiodinium sp. CCMP2592, 2535 nucleotides long. The record is from the annotation of a GenBank genome assembly. Lineage: Eukaryota; Dinophyceae; Suessiales; Symbiodiniaceae.
AUGUACCAACCCAAUGCGUCGGUGGUUGCCGGCUGUAUCGACGCAUCCCAGUCCUGCCAAUGCGGGCAGAACGCGCAGAUGUGCAUGUGGACAGACAGCAAGGGGCAGGAGCGGGCGGAGUGCCGGCCUUCGGCCGUGGAGUGUCCGAUGACCUGCAGCGGCAAGCUUUGCAAUUUGGCGGACUACAGACUCAACGGCGCGGUCAAGGGCUCUCGCGAGCUCUGCCUGGUACACGACGGUGAGUGCCCCUGCGGCGAGAACGCCAUUCAGUGCAAAGCCGGGCAGGAGACAUACUGCCUUCCACGGUGGAAUGCCGAGUCACAGAGGCUGUCCGAAUGUCCCCUGGAGUGCGGGGAAGAGGAGCAAAGGUGCUGCGUGCCAAGCUUCGGCGCGACCGGCGAAUUUCUCAGGACCGAGGAGAUCUGUGUGGCUCAGGUGCCGAAGGGGCAGCCGUGCGGCUGUGGAGCUGGAGCCUUCGACUGUAACUACACCGACGGUACCAGCGGGUCCGAGUGCUUGCCGCUGGUUGGAGGAUUCUGCCCAAGCUCUUCCUGUGCAGCCGGGGCGUGCCCCGCGGUGGUCGACUACCUGCCCAAUGGCGAUGCAUACGGUCUGUCGCCACCGCCCCGAGCUUGUGCCACAGGCGAGGGCUGCCACUGUGGCCGCGAGGCCAAGUGGUGCGAUGCUCUCGGGUGUAUCUUCAAGGACCAGCCCUGUCCACCGUCUUGUACGAGCUCGCAAAAGCUUUGCACACUGGCAGACUACACGAGCAGCGGUACCAUUGCAGGCUACCGCGAUGUGUGCAUCGACCGUGACCAACGAUGCCCCUGUGGGCAAAACACUCGGCAAUGCCCGGGCUCUGACCUCUGUGUUCUCAGGUCGCUGGUCAACCAAGUUUGUCCUUGCGCUGCCUGGCAGAAGGCGUGCGAGGUUAGCGACUACAGCCUCGAAGGUGUGCCGGAGUCCGCAAACAUCCUGUGCACAAGCCCGGAUGCAAUGUGCCCCUGCGGGCAAAACUCGUUGCGCUGUCAGGAUCCGAAGGAUGCCAACCGGACGGUUUGCACUCCAAAGUUUAGCGGACUGGUUGCGAACCAGUGCCCGUCGCCGUGUUCCUUGGAGGAGGAGCUCCGGGGCAACCGGACCUGCGUUCAGAUCCACCUUCUUCCGACAUUCUCGUUCAGGACGAUCAGCUGCAGGGCUCCGGCUGAGUGCUUGCCCGGUGAGCGCACGAAGCUCUGCCCCUCUGGUGCCUUUGUCCCGGUGUGGCAGUCCUGCCAGGGCCCGGGCGGAACGCAGCAGACUGCACGGAGGCUCCAGACGGCAGCGGUGGUUGUCGAGAAAGAGUCUUGGGUGAUCGUCACCUUCCGCACGCUACACACUUCUGCCGCGAACUCGCUGGCAGAGGCCUCUCUGCUACUCCAGUUCGCUGUCCAGAUCCCCAGCUGGAUGGAGACGAGCAUCACCUUGAUCGACAAAGUGCUCACGUUCAAAAUCUCGGGUGAAGGAUCCCUGAAUGCUGAUCAAGGGACGGCGGAUCCAAGCGACUUCGCGCUGAGGCUGAGAGUGGCAGUCUUGCAGAACGGCACUGAUGCCCAAGCUGCGCUGAGGGGUGUGGGUGAUGUAGACGCACAGGCCGGGGUCAGCAUCGUCACCCAGCAGACAGCCCUUGCCCUCCCUGAGGACGUCUCGACGACGAGGGCUGCCGAGGGAGGUGCUGAUGAGUCCUUGAUCCUUGCGCUUGGAAUCAUCAUUGGCAUGGCUGGUGCAAUGGCGGGCUGCGUCAUCUGUGCAUGCUGCGCUCGGCGGCGUCAUGGGCUGUCACUGUCGUCCGUGAUGCCAUUCGAGGCAGAUCCCAGCAACAACGCGAGCAUCGAGGACAAGGAGUUCUUCUUCAUCACUCCGGUGAAGGAUCGUGUCAGGAAGACCUCCAGCGUGGACAGCUACAGUCUCUCUGACCCGGCGUCCCUUAUCAAGUAUUUCCUGGAUGCCGACGUCCGCCCCGUGCGAUUGGCUUACCUGGUGGAGCUGCAGAAAGCAAAAAAGCCUUGGCCGCGGCGGCAGGAUCCCUGGGGCUACCAGCUGGCGGAGGCCGUGAGCCGCUUCCGCGAGAAAGAGGGCGAUCGCUCCAAGGUCUGGCUGUUCAUCGACUACGUGUCGCUUUAUCAAUACAAGCGCGAUGCCGUCCAGCAGAUAAAUUUCAAGCGAGCGCUGGAGGCCAUGCAUAUCCUCUACGCCCACGAGGUGGAGCGGAUGCGCCCCAAGAUCAGCGUCUACAAGGAGAGCCAUCAAGGUGUGGUGGAGGUGCCCAUUUCGGAGCUCAAUGCAAACAACGUGCCCUACAGCGAGCGCGGCUGGUGCCAGGCAGAGAAGGAGCAAAAUCUCUUUGCAAGUUUACUUCAAGGCCGUUUAUCGGGCUUUAUAAGAGGGUGUAGAGGGUUCAGGAAUACCACAAGAAGGGUGUUUGCAGCUCUUUGUGAGGCUUUUGGAGGGCGUAGGUUCAGGGGUACCGCAAUAAGCUUUUGUAGGGUUGUUUAA